Messenger RNA from Leucoraja erinaceus (little skate), 1390 nucleotides. RefSeq lists its product as uncharacterized. Bases 54 to 1361 code for a protein of 435 amino acids. The record is from RefSeq and is a predicted model, not a curated record. Lineage: Eukaryota; Metazoa; Chordata; Chondrichthyes; Rajiformes; Rajidae. The transcript has 5 exons.
UUUAGUUUCUUAUCUUUCAGUUUUUGUGUGCUGAAGGUGCUCGAAUAGCCCAAAUGGAGAAUUCAGCAGCGCCAAAUUCCUCAUUGAGGCGUGGUCGACAGCCGUACCUGUUGCCGCAAGAGGCCAAAAGGCGACGGCUGGAGCGCUACCGAUUGCGGAGACAAAGGAUGAUUCAUAUCGGCUUGGAGGUUGAAAGGUGGCACCAGUUGAGAGCAGAACUGGGCCUUGAGAAUAAUGCUUCUCUUGCAAAAUUUCUCCUGGAUAAUUACAGAUCCUGUCACAAAUUCAUGAAGUUGAGUUCAAAUCCAAACACAGGAGGAAAUGCUUUUGGCAUUACACAUGAAAGCUGCACGGCAUCGUCCACAUCCUUCUCCGGAAUUCAGAGGAAAUUGACAAUCCAAACUUCAGAGACAUUGAAAACUCCUCAGAGGACUUUUCCAGAACUGCAGUCACCUGUUGAACUAUCCCACUGUGACACUGGAGACGACAACGAUAAUGACGAAGACAGUUCAAAUUUCACGGCAGAUUCUGCAGAUGAGGCUGAUUAUCUUCUACCAGACAGCUUUGCAAGCAGCAAGCUAAAGGACUACACAGCGGAAGAGGAAGUGUUAAACUUCAUUGAUGAUGAAGUCAUAUCUGGAGAAGAGGAAUCUGUCCCAAUCCUGGUCGCUUCAACAAAAGUCAAAUCUAUACACAGGAUGAGAACUGGCAUUGUUUUUGAUGCUUGCCUAAUGUCGCUGGCCAGAAAAGCAUUCUCUACAUGUGAAAAUGCUGACUGCAAAAGCAAAGUAGAUUUGCAGCUGCACAUUGUGGCGACAGCAAUGAAAGUUAUAGGCCAUUGCAGCCAGGGGCAUGAAUCAACUUGGUGGUCUCAGCCACUGGUGCAAACAAUCCCGGCGGGCAACAUCCAGUUGGCAUCAAGUAUUAUUUUAUCUGGAAAUAAUUAUGGGAAAAUUGCACUGAUGUUGAAAUUUCUGAAUAUGCUCCCCAUUGGCCACCAAUCAUUCCUCAAAAUCCAGAAGACACACGUACAACCAUCCGUGCUGAACUACUGGAGAACGAUGCAAGCAAAACAUUUCCGGGAGCUUGCACAGCCAAUUGUGGUGAUAGCACAUCAGUACUGGAACGUCCAUGCCCUUUCAAAGAAAUAUCUGACCCAUACAAUGAUGGACAAUGCCACGCAUAAGAUCCUCGAAGUUCAAGUUAUUGAUGUCCAAAAUGAUGCCAGGAAGCUGCAAAAUUUGGAAGUGUCUGGAUUCCAGCAGGUCUUUCGCCGCUUGAUGCAGAAUAAUCUCUCUAUUUCCGAGAUGGUGACUAAUGCAGAUGCCGAGCUCUUGUCUUUGAUGAGUGAGUAUUAUUGAUCUGGAUUGAUGUUACGAAUGAACCAUCC